AUGGCAACCUACACUGCAGCCAUCUGGCAUCUGGGGACUACACUUGCAACGAUGAAGGCGGAGAUGGCGCUACAUCAAGAGGGCCCAAUCCGCAUUCGACCGAACCAUCACGCCAUCGUUGUAUUCGAUGAAAUGAUGACGAAAUUCUUCAAGGAGUACACGGCCAUCAUGCGCGCAUAUCCCCGGGAGUCGGCGUGGCCCCCUGGCAUCGACUUCCCCGACUUGGGCGAAAUCCGGCGCUACCAUCGCUUCCUCCUUUACCAACUCCCUCCCGCUGCUGGCGAGUUCUUCCGGCACAUUGGCGGCGAUCCGCAUGUUCACCGUCUGAACUGUGGAUGCACCCGUACUGCUAGGUUGUUCAUCGCAGGCCGCAUUGCGUGGCUCGAGAAGCGGCGUAGCGAAGGUAGAGAGCUGUACCCUACUGAAGGCCGGUACGCAAAUCCCCUGACGGACCAGCUGGCUCUGUACCACGCCCUUUCAGAUGAUACGAAAUGGUUGGCGGACUUUGCGAUCCCCGUGCCGCUUGAACUUCAAUAUCUCAUGAUCCAGGCCUUCGAUCUGCAUCGAGUGUUAGGGCGUUUGGACGACCGGAUCGACCGAAUGGAAGCGGAAGCGGUCGAAGAGGUUACCACCGAAUGCACUAAGGAAGCGAUGGCUUCCGAGGACACUGCAUGUGACAUCUGUACGUAUGCCUUUGGUCCCGAAUUCAGCGACGAAAAUAUGACUGAACCGGCCGCGAAAAUUUCAUGCGGCCAUAUCUUCGGCAAGCAAUGCCUUCAAACAUGGUUUGCGUCACACAACACCUGCCCGAAGUGUCGUAGCUUCGCUUUUCCUACCGAGACCCUCCUCUCACCUGCUCUUCUGGCCCCACACGCUCAAAAGCAGGAGAUUGAGCACGAGUUUAGAGAGCUGGAUACAGAGAUCGAUGGCUAUUUCCUCUCUACACCGAUGCAUACCUAUGGUAGUCGCAUGGAAGACAUGCUGGACAUCGUUGGUGGGCUGAUCGAAGAGGUGUUGUCGAUUGAGCACGAGCUGGAUAGGCAUUAG
Trematosphaeria pertusa is the source of this 1047-nucleotide messenger RNA. RefSeq lists its product as uncharacterized. The record is from RefSeq and is a predicted model, not a curated record. The transcript has a single exon. NCBI's taxonomy places the organism in Eukaryota, Fungi, Ascomycota, Dothideomycetes, Pleosporales, Trematosphaeriaceae. The coding region runs from base 1 to 1047 and encodes 348 amino acids.